Aspergillus wentii DTO 134E9 is the source of this 561-nucleotide messenger RNA. RefSeq lists its product as uncharacterized. The record is from RefSeq and is a predicted model, not a curated record. NCBI's taxonomy places the organism in Eukaryota, Fungi, Ascomycota, Eurotiomycetes, Eurotiales, Aspergillaceae. The transcript has a single exon. Bases 238 to 561 code for a protein of 107 amino acids.
CUGUCUGCCUCUCGAAGGCGCGCCUCCCCGCACAACUUUCUGAAGGAUUUCCGCGGCGAUCGAGUGUCCACGUCUUCGCCUUGUUGCUGGUUGGUUCGAAUAGUCUGGUUCUGACUGGGUGGACGGACUGCUGAUCCUUAGACUUAUAUAGUCCCUCCCUUACCCACUUCGCCUCCCCUCGUUCUAGACACCAACUUCAUCCUCAGAAUCACCUCUACACUCUCUCCCUCGUCCACCAUGUCUAAAUUUCGUUCGCAACGCAAGCGAUCGCCUUCCAUCUCUGAUGAUGAUGCUUGGAAGGUCGACCAUCCAUUUGGCCCGCCUCGUACUUCGUCCUUCGCGGGCGGUGGUAUCCGACGACUUCGCGAUACCUUAUCGAAACUCUCCCCAUCCUCCCUUGCAGAAAAAGAACUUCUCAAGGAACAGAAUCGAUACAAAAUUCCGUUGACAGAGAGAAACGUCGACACCUUCGUUACUGAGCAGGAGUGCACGGAUGCCUGUUAUCCUGAUCAGCAUUCCAGGGAGUUGACCGUCUCUGCAUGGCUUGAACGACUCUCUUAA